AUGGAAGUACCGACGACGAGCUCGUUGCCAGACAUCUAUCCUGAAGAUGCACUGAAGAGCCAGACAGCACGAUGGAACAGCUUGCUCAGCAAGUUUCAAGAAACAUAUGGAAAGAAGCCGGACUUCGUCGCAAGAAGUCCAGGCAGAGUGAACAUCAUUGGCGAGCACAUUGACUACUGCUUGUACGAAGUUAUGCCCAUGGCCAUAACAGCCGAUGUGCUGCUAGCUGUCGCCAUUCACGAAAAGGAAACGGGUCCUAGCACAAUGCGAUUGACCAAUGUCCAUCCUCACAAGUUCGAAUCACGAGAAUUUCAGAUACCUGACACUGGGGACGUACACAUCGACUCCUCGACACUGGAAUGGACGAACUACUUCAAAUCUGGCCUGCUCGGUGCGACAGAAUUGCUCCGCAAGAAGUCCAAGGACUUCAGAUUGAGCAAUGGUAUGGACAUUCUUGCCGAUGGCACAGUACCUUCUGGUGGCGGGCUGUCAAGUAGUGCAGCCUUCACCUGCGCCAGCGCGCUCGCAGUCGUGAAGGCUAACGGAGUCGACAAUGUCGACAAGAAAGAGCUUGUUGAGCUGGCUGUCGUCUCUGAACGGAAUGUUGGUGUGAACUCCGGUGGCAUGGAUCAAGCGGCGUCGGUCUUUCCAUUGCAAGGCUCAGCGUUAUAUGUGUCCUUCGUGCCUGAGUUGAAGGCGAAGAACAUUGCAUUCCCAGAGCUAAAGUCGCCACUUACUUUCGUGAUCGCACAGUCAUUCGUGGCAGCCGAUAAACAUGUCACGGCGCCGGUAUGCUACAACUUGCGUGUCGUUGAGGUCACAUUAGCGGCGCUUGUGCUUGCAAAGAUCUUUCGACUAUCCGACCUGCCAUCUGACGCUGGACCUUUGGGUGUCAGCUUAAGAGGCUUUCACGACACAUACAUGCAGGAGCAUGAAGGCAUCAAGGACAACAACACUGUGUCUCCUGCAGACUUCCAGCAACAGCUUCAGGACCUGAUCGCGAAGGUCGAUCAAUACCUACCACAGCAAGAAGGUUACACAAGGCAACAGAUCUCCGUGAUCUUGGGCAUGGAUGUGAAAGAGAUGGAGCAAAAGUACAUGAGCAAGUUUCCGAUCCGAGCAGAGCGAUUCAAGCUUCGACAGAGGGCUCUCCACGUCUUCAGCGAGGCAUUACGAGUGCUGAAGUUCAUGGACCUCCUCACAUCACCACCUCCACAGACUGAAAAGGAGAACACAGAGCUUCUCAAGUCUCUAGGUGAGCUCAUGAAUGAAACGCAAGAAUCGUGUAGAGACGUUUUCGAAAACAGCUGUCCAGAGCUGGACGAGCUGUGCACACUUGCCCGAUCUGCCGGUGCUUACGGCAGCCGACUGACUGGCGCUGGUUGGGGCGGCUGCUCUGUACAUCUCGUGCCUGAAGAUAAGGUCGAGAGUGUGAAGCAGAAGUGGAUCAACGAGUACUACAAGAUGAAGUUCCCAGAUAUCACCAAAGAAAAGCUGGAAGAAGCUAUUGUGGUAUCCAAGCCUGGAAGUGGCAGCGCUGUCUUUCAGGUCGAUGGUAGAAGCUCUUUGUGA
Fulvia fulva is the source of this 1572-nucleotide messenger RNA. Its product is annotated as Galactokinase. Gene Ontology annotation, molecular function: galactokinase activity; ATP binding. The transcript has 2 exons. NCBI's taxonomy places the organism in Eukaryota, Fungi, Ascomycota, Dothideomycetes, Mycosphaerellales, Mycosphaerellaceae. The record is from RefSeq and is a predicted model, not a curated record. Gene Ontology annotation, biological process: galactose metabolic process; carbohydrate phosphorylation. Gene Ontology annotation, cellular component: cytoplasm; cytosol. Bases 1 to 1572 code for a protein of 523 amino acids.